Messenger RNA from Homarus americanus (American lobster), 589 nucleotides. RefSeq lists its product as uncharacterized. Bases 1 to 546 code for a protein of 181 amino acids. The record is from RefSeq and is a predicted model, not a curated record. Lineage: Eukaryota; Metazoa; Arthropoda; Malacostraca; Decapoda; Nephropidae. The transcript is spliced from 3 exons.
AUGAUAUCCAUUGUAGGGAUCAACUAUGUAGACUAUGAUAAGGCCAUUAUCACGAAGGGUAAUAAAGCAUUCUCUUAUGAACCAUAUUAUCACAUUCAUGCUAAGUUUCUGGCUACCAAUCUGAGGGACAAUAAACCCCAAGUCCAGUAUGGUCACUAUUCUUUGGAGAUCUUCCGCGCUUCUCGCCUGGUAGUUGACACAGGUCUACACGCCCUCGGCUGGACCCGUCAGGAGGCCGUCGACUACCUGAUUAACCACACAGCCAUGACUACUGUAAAAGUGGAGAAUGAGGUGGACCGGUACAUUACUAUGCCGGGCCAGGCGCUGGCUUACAAGGUGGGGCAACUCAAGCUAAUGGACUUGAGGUACAAGGCCGCCAGUGUAUUAGGCGACGAGUUUGACAUUAAGAAGUUCCAUGAUGUUGUACUGGACUCUGUCGGACCUCUGGACCUGGUGGAGGACGAGGUCAACGCUUGGGUUAAUGCUGGAGGAAAGAAACUUGAUGUGGUGAGAGUAAUACAAUGUAUAAAGUUAUGGUCUUGUUAAUAUUACAUCAUCCAUAAUCUGAAGUAAAUAAAAUGUGAUCAUC